AUUAUAGUUUAGGGUUUUUUCUCGUUUAUAGUCAUUCCUCGGCCUUGUCUUCCCUUAAACCUUCCUCCGCCACCGCUGCCGCCGCCGCAAAACCCUAAGAGGGACAGAAAAUGGCUCAGGAAUCUCUAGUUCUCCGCGGCACAAUGAAGGCCCACACCGACUGGGUGACGGCCAUCGCCGCCCCAAUCGACAACGCCGAAUUUAUCGUCUCCGCCUCCCGCGACAAAUCUCUCAUAGUCUGGUCUCUCACUAAGGACGGCCCGCAAUUUGGCGUCCCACGCCGCCGCCUUACCGGACACGGUCACUUCGUCCAGGACGUGGUUCUCUCCUCCGACGGACAGUUCGCCCUAUCCGGCUCCUGGGACGCCGAACUCCGCCUCUGGGAUCUUCAGCACGGCACCACCGCCCGCCGCUUCGUCGGCCACACUAAGGACGUCCUGUCCGUGGCGUUCUCGAUUGACAACCGCCAGAUCGUCUCCGCUUCCCGGGACCGCUCCAUCAAGCUAUGGAACACCCUGGGUGAAUGCAAGUACACGAUCCAGGAGCAGGACGGGCACUCCGAAUGGGUAUCGUGCGUGCGUUUCAGCCCCAAUAAUCUGCAGCCGACCAUCGUCUCUGCCUCGUGGGAUCGGACGGUAAAAAUCUGGAAUUUGUCAAACUGCAAGCUUCGGUCUACUCUAGCUGGGCACACUGGCUAUGUGAACACUGUUUCUGUGUCGCCCGAUGGCUCUCUUUGCGCUAGCGGAGGCAAGGAUGGAGUGAUCCUGCUCUGGGAUUUGGCUGAGGGCAAGAGGCUUUACUCCCUCGAAGCUGGAUCAAUUAUUCAUUCCCUCUGCUUCAGCCCCAAUAGGUACUGGCUCUGCGCUGCUACGGAGUCUAGCAUUAAGAUUUGGGAUUUGGAGAGCAAGACCAUUGUGGUGGAUCUCAAAGUUGAUCUUAAACAGGAGAGUGAGAUGGCUGCUUCUGCUGAAGGAAAUACUUCUUCCAAGAACAAGGUCAUAUUCUGCACCAGUUUGAGCUGGAGUGCUGAUGGAAGCACUCUUUUCAGUGGAUAUACCGAUGGCGUGAUCAGAGUGUGGGGUAUUGGACGGUAUUAGUGGGCAAAGAUAGGCAAAGAAAAACAUGAUCAAAAUACUGUCAUAGCCCGCAGUGUUGUUUAGAGUCUGAAUGUUGAAGAGAUUUUCAGAUUUUCAUUAUUUGCUGUUUCAAUGUUGGAUAUUUAUUUGUGUUUUUGUACCUGAAGUUUGUACUUAAGAUGCAGUUAUUUUGCCUAAAGUUGAGUUCUAUAAUCCCUU
Messenger RNA from Ipomoea nil (Japanese morning glory), 1295 nucleotides. RefSeq names its product guanine nucleotide-binding protein subunit beta-like protein. Gene Ontology annotation, cellular component: cytosol; nucleus. The record is from RefSeq and is a predicted model, not a curated record. Gene Ontology annotation, molecular function: ribosome binding; protein kinase C binding; translation regulator activity. Gene Ontology annotation, biological process: positive regulation of protein phosphorylation; rescue of stalled cytosolic ribosome. The transcript has 2 exons. The coding region runs from base 111 to 1097 and encodes 328 amino acids. NCBI's taxonomy places the organism in Eukaryota, Viridiplantae, Streptophyta, Magnoliopsida, Solanales, Convolvulaceae.